Molecule: messenger RNA, 1365 nt
Organism: Urocitellus parryii (Arctic ground squirrel)
Lineage: Eukaryota; Metazoa; Chordata; Mammalia; Rodentia; Sciuridae
Source: RefSeq, a predicted model, not a curated record
AUGCGGGGACAGAGACUGAGGCAGCACUGGGCAGCCAGCCCAUGGAGGGCACCCCUGACCCACCCUAAACCGUUUUGCCCCUAUCGAAUUACGAAUUACGGUGAACAAGAUUUUUCUAGCCUGUUCUUCCAAUUAUUUCAGCCUCUACCCAUUACUAACUUCCAAACCAUCCUACCUGCAGAUUCAUCAAGCAUCAGAAGUUCCAAUUUCAAAACAAAUAGAAAAACCCGCUUCAUCAUUCAUGGAUUCACAGACAAGGGAGAUGAAAACUGGCUGGCCAACAUGUGCAAGAACAUGAUCCAAGUAGAAAGUGUGAACUGCAUCUGUGUGGACUGGAAAGGAGGCUCCCGGACCGGAUACACCCAGGCCACCCAGAACAUCCGGGUUGUGGGGGCAGAAGUGGCCUACUUCAUCAAUACCCUUCAGUCUCAGUUUGGAUACUCCCUUUCCAAUGUCCACGUUAUUGGCCAUAGUCUGGGUUCCCACGCUGCUGGGGAGGCUGGAAAGAGGACCAAUGGAGCAAUUGCACGAAUCACAGGGCUGGAUCCAGCAGAACCUUAUUUUCAGGAUACACCYGAAGUAGUUCGAUUGGACCCCAGUGAUGCCCAAUUUGUAGAUGUAAUUCACACAGAUUCUGCUCCCAUGGUUCCCAACUUGGGAUUAGGAAUGAGCCAAACCGUGGGUCACCUCGAUUUCUUUCCAAAUGGAGGAAAAGAAAUGCCCGGAUGUCAGAAGAAUGUUAUCUCUCAGAUUGUUGAYAUAGAUGGGAUCUGGGAAGGAAGUCGUGACUUUGUGGCCUGUAAUCACUUAAGAAGCUACAAGUACUAUGCUGAUAGUAUUGUCAACCCUACUGGCUUUGCUGGAUUUUCUUGUGCCUCUUACAGUGAUUUCAAUGCAAACAAGUGCUUCCCCUGUCCAAGUGGAGGAUGUCCACAGAUGGGUCACUUUGCUGAUAGAUUUGCUGGGAAAACAAGUGGAGUGGGCCGGAAAUUUUAUCUGAACACUGGGGAUGCCAGUAAUUUUGCACGUUGGCGGUACCAGGUAGCUGUCACACUUUCUGGAAAGAAAGUUACAGGACAUGUCUUAGUUUCCUUGUAUGGAAGUGGAGGAAACUCUAAGCAGUACGAAGUUUACAAGGGCAGCCUCCAACCAGGAAAGACUCAUACUAGUGAGUUUGAUUCCGAUGUGGAUGUUGGAGAUGUGCAGAAGGUUAAAUUUAUUUGGUAUAACAAUGUGAUCAACCCAACACUACCCAAAGUAGGAGCAUCUAGCAUCAGAGUGGAAAGAAACGAUGGAAGAGUGUUCAACUUCUGCAGUUCCGACACUGUGAGGGAGGAUGUUCUGCUCACCCUCACCCCAUGUUAG